AUGGAAGAUAAUAAAGAGAUCCUCGAAGUUGACGUCGAUGUGGACAUUGACAUGGACACCGAUCCUGAAAGCACUACCCAAGAGAAAUCACUAGAGAUGAUUGCAGAAACUCAACCCUCUAAAUCAUCUUCAACACCCAGUAAAGAUCGUGAAUCCAAAUCAUGGAGUCUGGAUUCGUAUGAGUUACACGAUGUCGAUGAUAAAUCAAGAGCUCUUAUCGAGCAAAUGCUUGCCGAGGAGCAAUACUAUUAUGGGGAUGAUACAAUAUCCACUCUUCCAACUUCUCAAAGCAACCAACGCAAAAAGAAAGGGGAUUUGAAAGGCAAAAAAAUAGCAAAGAAGCAAAAGUCAGAUAUGGAUUUUCAAUUGACAGAUGACAGUGAUUUCGGAGGUUCAUCUCUUCAACAAAAGAAAUUAUCCAAGAAAGGCGAAGGUUCUCUUUCAUCUAUUUCACUCCCUUCUCAUAAGACGAGAUGGACAAGUGAAGAAGAUGACAGCUUAAAUGAAGCAUUGACAAAAUAUGGAUACGGCAAUUGGAGAGUGAUAUCAGAGUUCGUAAAGACACGGAAUCCUCUUCAAUGCAAAAACCAUGCACGCCAUUGGUUAUUAUCUGACAAGUUGGAUAAAUCUCAUAUGCCGAACAAAGAAUCAGAAGAUAUGAAGAAGAAAGACAUGGAAAAUAAACAAGCUCCUAAGAAUAUUGAGUCAUCAAUGGAUAUGGACGAAGAUAUUUCUGUGGAAGACGAGUUUAAAACCAAUGCAGAAAAUGAACUUCAGAAAGAUCUAGACGAAAAUGACAUUCUUAUAGAGGAACCAAAGGACGAACAAAUGGCCGAUAAAGAUACGCCUUUGGAUAAAACAAAAGCUCAGGAUAUAGAAAUAGAUACACCAGUUACCGACGAUAUUUCCAAAACACAACAAAUACAACCUUUAAUUCCUGCUGAUACAAAUUCAUUAGACAACCCUACAGCAGAUAUAAAAUUCCAAAAACCAUCGAAAUCUCCUGAGGAUAUACAUGAUAAAGACAGUGCUUCUCCCGAACCUUCUUUAAAGGAAAAUCGUACUGAAUCUCCAAAAUCUAUUCCAAAGGAUACUUUACCCAAAAAAUCUAUUUCUACCGAUAACACUGAAAACGCUAAAAAUACUGAUAAAGUUGAUAAAGCUGAUAACGCCAAUAACACUGACUCGCGCUUUGAUAGACAUUAUAUAUCUGAAGAAGAAAAAACAAAUAAUCCUGAAUGGUUCAACAAUAAGCAAUCAAAGACCCCUGAUCGAUAUCUUAGAAUCCGGAACCACAUGCUUGAUUGCUGGAAGUCGUGCAAGCCGCGUUACCUUACAAAAACAAGUGCUAGAAAGGGUCUCCAGAAUUGUGGUGAUGUCAAUGCUAUCGGCAGAGUACAUUCUUACCUUGAGAGUGUAGGAGCUAUCAACGUAGACUGUAUUACAAAUGCACCCCGCCCACCUAAACGUGUUGCACGCGAAACCUUUGAAGAUGACGAAACGUUUUUUAAUGCAGCUGAAUUAGUAGUUGGCUAUGAAGGGGUCGAUCCUAAAGAAUUAGAGGGUCGGGUUAUUGAACAUGGACAUGAUCGUCAAACAGAUAAUGCAGCUCGUCCCAAACGUGUUAUAAAGCGACCUCAACAGUAUUAUGGCGGGGAUGACUUUGGGCGUGGUUAUGAUCCUUUCAGACUGGUACCUGUAGACUACUACGGGGAUGAUGACCCGGCUCCAUUUACAGUGGAGAUUGACAGUGAUGUUUUGCUUAUUAUGGAUUUUCAUUCUCACUUGGCACAUACAGAAAUUAUUGGUCUUCUUGGAGGAAAUUUCGUAAACAAUAAUGGGGCAAAAAUACUAAAGGUAGAAUCUGUUUUCCCUUGCCGUAGUACAAGUACAGGUAUUCAGUGUGAGAUGGAUCCAGCCUCAGAAAUGAUGGCAAGAGAAGCGUUUUCGGAAAAGGGCUACACUGUUGUUGGUUGGUACCAUUCUCAUCCUACUUUUGAGCCUCACCCAAGUAUCCGUGAUAUUGAGAAUCAAACGUCUUACCAGACUUUGUUUCGAGACGAAAAGACAGGAGAUGAACCAUUUAUCGGUGUGAUUGUAACACCAUAUGACCCCGAGAAUGUCAGUGAUCACUCUCAAGUACAGUAUCUCCAUAUCAGUAAUCGAUGGAACGAAACACGGUCCUUUAGAUUGCCUUUUGCAUGUCGUCGCAUGGUGCAACAGAGCGAGCAGGUCUCGCCAGAAGUGAUGGCCAACUUUGAAAGACUUGUAGAUGAAUUCAAGGAUUAUGAACAUAAAAUAGAUAUGUCUCUCCCGUUCGGUCACCAAACACGUCUUGAUAAACUAUUGGAUUCAUUACGUGCCAAUAUGUUCUUGAACGCAGAGCAAGAGACUGAAUUUCUCGAGAAAGUACGGAAUUUGAUGGUUAACACAUUCAAUCAGAAAAAGCCGGCACUAGAGACAGCCAAGCUGGAUGUACCGACUAAAGAAGUAACUGAACCAGUUUCUCAGCCAGUUGAGACCCUUGACAGACAAUGAUCUUAGGGUCUGUUUAUCUUUAUGCAUUUGACUUUUUGUUUAGUUCAAAACCUGUAAAUAUUAAUUAUAUAACUCAUUUCCUCCUCUUC
Molecule: messenger RNA, 2627 nt
Organism: Phycomyces blakesleeanus NRRL 1555(-)
Lineage: Eukaryota; Fungi; Mucoromycota; Mucoromycetes; Mucorales; Phycomycetaceae
Product: Homeodomain-like DNA binding domain-containing transcription factor
Exons: 14
Coding region: 1-2538 (845 amino acids)
Biological process (GO): double-strand break repair
Cellular component (GO): BRCA1-A complex; BRISC complex
Molecular function (GO): polyubiquitin modification-dependent protein binding; metallopeptidase activity
Source: RefSeq, a predicted model, not a curated record